GUACGAUAUGGCGGGCUGUAUUCUAGUGAAAAUUUAGGAUUAAGGACCUGCCCGAAACGCUAUACGUGCUAGUUGCUUUACAAGAAUGUAAAAACUCUUGUAUAUAUAUAAAAAAGAAAGAGACCACGGGCUGCUUGUGACAUAUUUUCCGCUUUUGUUUUAUUUUCAUCCGCCUACAUAACGCCCACACAUCCUGCUUCUGGGUUCAAGUGGAGCGGUAUCGCAGUGAACAACAUUAUUUAUAAAUCUAACAAUAUGGAUACUGAGAGGAAACCAGUUCUUCAUAUUGAGAUUCUCAAAAGGAGGAGUGCCUUCAGCCACAGAAGCCUUAUUGAAGAUGUAGACAGCUUUCUUCAAGAGAAAAGGAAUAUUAGCACUGAUAGCAUCAUUAAAGAAUUUGCUAAGUCUUCAUUGCAUGAACAUUUAAUUCACAUUAGAAUAUGUGAAAUUGACUCUGCUUCUGACACAAAGCAUAUAGAUAUAUCAACGGUUCAACCAAAAUAUUAUAUAUAUCAACUAGAGUGUUAUGGGCCAGGCAUUGAGGAGCUGAAUGAGGGGGAAGAUGACAUUCCUGCAGCUACUCAUUGGAUGUUACCUGCUACUGAGUUUGAGGAUCUGUGGGAGAACCUUAUAUAUGACAUGCCAAUUAAAGAACAGAUGCUGAAAUUUGUUCGAACAGCCCUGUUAUUUUCUGACAAAGGAAUGAAUAAGAGCAUUAUAUCCUGGAACAAGGUUAUACUCCUUCACGGUCCACCAGGAACUGGAAAAACCUCUCUCUGCAAGGCCUUGGCUCAGAAAUUGAGCAUUAGACUGGACUCAAGAUACAAGUAUGCCCAGUUAGUGGAGAUAAAUUCCCAUUCUCUCUUUUCCAAAUGGUUUUCUGAGAGUGGCAAGCUGGUUCAGAAGAUGUUCACCAAAAUCACAGACUUAGCAGAUGAUCAUCAUUUAUUAUUGAUAGUGCUUAUUGAUGAAGUGGAAAGUCUAACCCGCGCUCGUGAAUCGUCUACAAGUGGCUCGGAUCCAAGUGAUGCAGUCCGUGUUGUUAAUGCUGUCCUUACACAACUUGAUCAGAUUAAUAAGUACCCAAAUGUCCUCAUUGUCACCACGUCCAAUAUAUCCGGCACAAUUGAUUUAGCAUUUGUGGACCGCGCAGAUAUAAAGCAGUACAUAGGGCUACCCUCUCGAGCCGCUAUAUAUCAGAUCUACUAUUCCUGUAUCACUGAAAUGAAAAGGACUGGCAUCAUUGCUGACAGUGAAAUGAUUUUUACUCUACGCGAGCUAGAAACUACAAAUAUGAUUGUCAAGGAUGUAACGAAGUCAUCACUACUACUAUGGGAGAUAUCUGGACAAAGCUUGGGAUUUAGUGGACGUACACUGAGAAAGAUACCGUUUCUUGCUCAUGCUCUUUAUGCCGAGGCACCAGUUGUCUCAUUACCUAGUUUCUUGACUGCGAUGCAGAUGGCUGUUGAGAAGCAGAAGCAAGACAGAUUAGAAAUGCCUACAGUAUCAUGAUUAGUCACCAGAAUAGUUCAUUUUAUAUACAGUAUAAUAUAUUUUUUACUAGAUUUUGGAAUAUAUUUUUGACAGUAAUAUACAAUAUAAUUAUACGGAUGGUUUUGUUACGUGUAGCAAAUUUAAAUAUUUGUAAGUUAUGAUGUAUUUUGUUACCGAGUUUGAGGUACAGUAUUUUAAUUGUCUUUAAAUGUGAAUAUAGUACUGUACUGUACUAUAUUGAAAUUUGACUUCACUAAUUAAAUUGUGUAUUAGUCACAGUUUUGUAUUUUUUCUUAGCCAAAGUGCUAACUCUGAAUUGUUAGCGUUUUCAAAUUACAGACUUUAGUUUUUAUACAUUGUAAUUGUCAAAAUGAUUGAAUUGAUUUACAUAAUGUAUUUCACCUAAUUUAUAAAUUAUGGUUAUAUUAGUUACCGAUGGAAACAAAAAUUUUUAAUGUGUAAAUAUAAAAAUAUAAAUACUGUGCACA
Procambarus clarkii (red swamp crayfish) is the source of this 1982-nucleotide messenger RNA. It is a transcript of the gene pch2, whose product is annotated as pachytene checkpoint 2 protein. The record is from RefSeq and is a predicted model, not a curated record. Gene Ontology annotation, cellular component: chromosome; nucleus. NCBI's taxonomy places the organism in Eukaryota, Metazoa, Arthropoda, Malacostraca, Decapoda, Cambaridae. Gene Ontology annotation, molecular function: ATP hydrolysis activity; ATP binding. Gene Ontology annotation, biological process: reciprocal meiotic recombination; meiotic recombination checkpoint signaling.